Messenger RNA from Ophidiomyces ophidiicola, 2541 nucleotides. RefSeq names its product Chitinase 2. Gene Ontology annotation, cellular component: extracellular region. The record is from RefSeq and is a predicted model, not a curated record. Gene Ontology annotation, biological process: carbohydrate metabolic process. Bases 1 to 2541 code for a protein of 846 amino acids. NCBI's taxonomy places the organism in Eukaryota, Fungi, Ascomycota, Eurotiomycetes, Onygenales, Onygenaceae. The transcript has 3 exons. Gene Ontology annotation, molecular function: chitinase activity.
AUGGGCCCAGCUAAUAUAUUUACAGCAGCCGUUGCUGCAUUCUCUCUCUUCAUUUCAUCUUUAGCUUAUAAUCCCAGCUCUAGGAGUAAUUUGGUCGUCUACUGGGGCCAAGGAGUCGGUCAGAAUCGCCUGAGCUACUUUUGUGAAAAAACCGAUUACGAUAUAAUUGUAGUCGGCUUUAUCAAUGUUUUUCCUGACCAAGGGCCAGGAGGUUGGCCGGGCAGUAACUUUGGAAACCAGUGUGCUGAUACGUAUUAUUAUACGGAAGAUAACAAGAAGACUAAGCUCCUGAAUGGCUGCUAUCAAAUAAUGGAAGACCUUCCCAAAUGCAAGGCACUUGGAAAGACUAUACUUUUGUCUUUGGGUGGUGGUGCUGUUAAUGAUUUCUACCAGAUUGAGAGCGAGAAAUCUGCUGUUAACUUUGCAGAUUUUCUCUGGGGUGCAUUCGGGCCUGUGAAACCAGACUGGAAAGGCCCUCGGCCUUUUGGGAACACUGCAGUGGAUGGGUUUGAUUUCGACAUCGAAAAGGGCUCGAGUUAUGGAUAUUCCGUCAUGGUCAAGCGCUUCCGAUAUCAUUUUGCACAGGAUUCCCAAAAGAAGUACUAUAUUUCAGCAGCUCCACAGUGUAUUAUGCCGGAUGCACACCUUGGAAACGCCAUGUCAAAUUCAGAAUUUGACUUUAUUUUCGUCCAAUUCUAUAAUAACCGCCCCUGCUCUUUAAAACAAUGGGUCACAAGUUCUAGCUCAGUAACAUACACCAUUGACCACUGGGUUCAAAACAUUCUCCAAAGCGGUAACCCGUCAGCUAAACUCUUUAUUGGACUUCCGGCCUCCAAGCAGGCGAGUGCGCAUGACGACUAUCUGACCUCGCAAGAAGUCAAUAAGGUAAUGAGUACUUAUAUGGUGAAAUAUCCUAAAACAAUCGGCGGCAUAAUGCUGUGGGAAGCAACCGAAUCAGAGAAAAACAAAAUUGAAAAUGUUCCCUAUGCUGAGACGAUAAAGAAGAUCAUGCUUGACUGUGACCCUAUCCGACCAACUAGCACUGUCACGAGCUUGACUGUCACCUCUACGACAAAGAUGUCAACGAGCUCUACCACCCAAGCUUCGUCUACAUUAGAAAGCUCGUCUGCCCAACUGCCUACUUCAAGUGUGACCACGGAGACAUCUACGUCACCGAGCGUUUCUUCCAGCUCUGCUUCAGAAACUACGUCUACCGAGAUUACGAAGACUCCAUCCAGCACUGGCCCUACGAGCCCAUCAUGGACUGUGACCAAGGCUUCCUCUAGCUCCGUGGCAUCUUCAAGUGAACCUGCAUCCAGCAAAACAAUGUCAACCGCCUCAGAUUCUCUGUCCAUACCUGCCACACUCACAACAAGUGCUUCUGAGUCGAUGACAGCGUCAACGAUAUCUACAUCUAGUGAAAUGACUUUUAGUACUAAGUCUCAAUCCGCAUCGUCCUCAGCUAUAACGGAACGGCCAUCAACUUCGGCGAUGACCCCAACAAGCUCGUCUGUCUCUUCCACGAGACAGUCAUCAAGUUCAGGAACAAGUUCAACGAGGUCUGCAUCCAGCGAGGCUACACUAAGCACACACUCUCAGUCUGCUUCAACCACUGCUAUCACUGGACAACCGUCUGGCUCUGUCACUCGCUCUGUCAGCUCGAUUUCAAUGGAACACUCUAGCACAAACGAUGCUACCUCCGGACAACCAUCAUCAACCCAGAGUGUGAGUGACACCAAUACUUCAACGGUUGGUAUGCCUUCUUCUGUUCCGACCAUUACUCGCCAACCAACUCGUGGUUCUACUUCCCCAUCCGGUAGCAGUAGUAGCAGCCAUAUUACAACUUCCAGACCAGACAUCCCUACACGUUCUGAAAGUAUUCCUGUCCCCUCGGGCACUGACACUGCGGACCCAACAAAUACGACUACGCCUCCAAGCCUUUCUGUAACACGCUUGCCCUCCUCUCCUGUGACCAAGGAUCACACAACACUCACAACAAUCAUCACUAAGUCCUAUGUCACCAUCUGUCCUACAGGCUUCACGACUGUCACCGCGACGUACACAACAACAUACUGCCCAGAUACAGUAACGCCUCGGCCCACGCAAGCGCCAACACCAGGGGCUCCACUCCCUUUACCUGACGGCUGGACAACAAUUAUCACUGAAUGCCAACAGUGCGCAGCAACGCCAACAACCGUCACACUCACGGUGCCUAUGAAGUCCGCGACGCUGCCGGCGCCUACAGAAAAGCGACCAGUUGUCACCGUCAUUCCUAUCAAGGACUCUAAGCCAAGUGUACCGGAACAAUUAACGACUCUUUCUCCUUCUAGGCCUGCCGUUACUCAAAAGCCAGAUGGCAUGAGCCCUGGACAUGUCAGUGGGUCGGCUCCUGUAGGCUCAGACGUAAAGGCUAGGCCAACUGGAGGGCAUACUCCAACUCUAUUUGAAGGCGGCGCGAUGAGCACUAGAUCGACGGGUGCAACGGUGAAAGCCAUGAUUAUGCUUCUUCUGAUUGGGUAUGCCGCGCUUUUCCUAGUGUAA